Molecule: messenger RNA, 702 nt
Organism: Bipolaris maydis ATCC 48331
Lineage: Eukaryota; Fungi; Ascomycota; Dothideomycetes; Pleosporales; Pleosporaceae
Source: RefSeq, a predicted model, not a curated record
AUGAGCGUUUCUCCUAUGCACACGAACGGCAUGCUGCAGGCUGGAAAGAGUGAAGACAUGGAGGCUCGAGACAUUACUUUUAAGGAUUCACCCCGAAAGCUGACUCUACCUAGCCUUCCCGCCGAGCUACGCGCGAUGAUAUACCAGACCGUCUUCGAAGAUUGUAUCGUGCAGAUAGACGACUCAGGAAUCGGAUUUAUCCACGACCACUACAUGAUAGACUUCAACUGUAGAAAGAGCUUCUGUAGGCGUGUGUUAGGGGGAUACGACGACGGUAUGAUAGCGUCUCUCGUAAUGUAUCGCAUCGCAGAUCCGAUAAUGCUCCCACUAUGGCUUGCCCGACAGCCCGAGUACAGGAUGGUCAUCCGCAGACUCAGUGUUCACAUUACUCAUCUCUGGGUUGGCAACAAUCAUUUAUACGGCUACCAGGCCAACAACCAACCCUUCUCGAUGCAUCUACCGUUUUGGCUCGGAGCCGAAAAUAUGCCUCUGAAGCCAAUUUUGCCAAGACUAAAGGAGAUGGACGUCCUAAUCCACUGUACAACCAUGUCCUUUGUUGGACUCUGGAUAAAAGGAAGGCUUCCCACGGCGUCGUGCCAUGCGAUGAUGGCUACCUGGAAGGAGGAGCUUGUAAUAUGGAAUCCAGGGCUCACAGUGGUGCUUCGUUGCCUGGCGCCCGAACAUGAUCGGCAUACCCGUUAG